This is a messenger RNA of Mytilinidion resinicola, 1968 nucleotides long. RefSeq lists its product as uncharacterized. NCBI's taxonomy places the organism in Eukaryota, Fungi, Ascomycota, Dothideomycetes, Mytilinidiales, Mytilinidiaceae. The transcript is spliced from 3 exons. Bases 160 to 1737 code for a protein of 525 amino acids. The record is from RefSeq and is a predicted model, not a curated record.
GGCGUGCUGUUCCUGACGUCUGUCCCUGUGCAAUACCACGUGCCCGCUAGCAUGUCACUCUUGCAGACCGCGGUUUGGGCGACGAGCUAUAAAACGGCUCACAGGUAACGGAAAAAAGGUUGCGCGUAGCUUUGCAUCUUCGAUUGAGUAACCUUCGAGAUGCUGUCACUCGCUGUCACAAUCCUCGCCGCCGUCAGCUUGCUGCAGCCUUCCUUUGCGAAUCCAAUUGCAGAGCGCGCCGAUGCGCCUGUAGUCGCCCAAACUACUUGUAAUGGCAAGAAGUAUACCUACAAGGAGCUUGCUGGGUACGGCUUCCUGCCGUCGGACUCCCGGGACAAGACUGGGGACACGAUUGGUGGGAUUGGGAGUUCUAUUGCGCUUGACCUGAGUUCGUGGAAGAAGAUCAACGGGAGCCAUGGGAAGGGCGAUACGUACGAGGGGAUCUUGUACGCCCUACCAGAUCGCGGAUGGAAUACCGUUGGGACACAGAAUACCCAGUCGAGGAUCCAAAAGCUCGCCAUCGUCCUCAAUCUCAUGGAUGAGGCGACCGUUGGCAAUCCGUCUGCCCCGAAUUUCCACAUCAAGUAUCUCGAUACGAUACUGCUUUCUGGUCCUGACGGCACACUGUGUACUGGCCUUGAUGCGGAUGCGACGGGCCAUUUGUCCUUUCCUGGAUUCCCGGAUCUGCCAGUGGCUACGUACUCGGGAGAUGGCUUCGGCGGGCCUGGAAAGGGAGGGAAGCGAAUAGCCGUCGACGCUGAAGGGCUCGUUCUGGCUAGCGAUGGCUCGUUCUGGGUCAGCGAUGAGUAUGGGCCGUACGUGUAUCAUUUCGACAAGAAGGGAAAGAUGGUGGCUGCCAUUAGGCCGCCCGACGCCUUCAUUCCGUUCCGCAAUGGCACGGAGAGUUUCAGCGCCGACUCCCCACCGCUCUACGACCUGACCCUUACAAUUACCCCCUCAGAUCCCGUCAGCGGCCGCCAGAACAAUCAAGGCUUCGAGGGUCUGACAGCCAGUCCGGAUGGCAGAUCCCUCUACGUACUGAUUCAAUCUGCACUUGAGCAAGAAGGCGGCACGAAGAAGUCCCAUCGUCGUAACGCCCGUCUACUCCAGUACGACGUCUCCAAGCACAGCAACGCGAAAUACGUCGCCGAGUACGUCGUGCAGCUACCCGUCUUUGGCGAUAACCAAGUCGCCGCCCAGUCCGAGAUUCACUAUGUCUCGCCCACCCAGUUCCUUAUUCUGGCCCGCGACUCCGGCGCCGGCCAUGGUCAGUCCGACUCUGAGUCUGUUUACCGUCACGCGGACGUGUUCGACAUCUCCAAGGCUACGAACGUGAAGAGCACCACGCAUGAUGCGGUUGGCGGUGCCAUUGCAAGCACCAAGGGCGAGCUGAACGCGGAUAUUGUGCCUGCGACGUACUGCUCGUGGCUCGACUACAACGUCAACGCGCAGCUGAACCGUUUCGGUGUCCACAAUGGUGGUGCGCAGGAUGCGGGCCUGUUGAACGAGAAGUGGGAGUCUCUAGCUCUGGCUCCGAUCAGUAAGGACGACAAGAAGAGGAAGACGGAUGAUUGGGAUGAGUAUUUCUUGAUCUCGUUCUCUGACAACGACUUCAUUACCCAGAAUGGAUUCAUCAACUUUGGGAAGGAUCCGUACAAGGAUGCGUCUGGAUUCAACCUCGACAACCAGGCGCUCGUGUUCAGGGUGAAGCUGCCCAAGGGAUCGAAGCUGGCAUGAGUGAUGAAAUGGCUCGUAUCAUUGAAACUGGGGGUUCCUCGCCAUGAUGAGAGACUUGAUUAGAGUGAGGAAGGGGUUUGGUCUGAAGAAAAGUAAUGUGCAUAACACUGUUGCACUCGCAUCAAGUACCUCUAUAAAAGUCUCGUAACUACACUACCCAACGUCUUGUACUUAAAGUGAUGAGCAUAGCAUCUCCCUGAAAGACAAAGCUGUCUCACUAAACAGCACUCG